AUGAGGCUUGGAUUCCUCAAAUGUACAACUAAGCAUGGUGUUUAUAUAAAGGGCAGCAAUAGUACUAUCUUGACUGUAGUGUGCUUGUAUGUAGAUGACUUGCUUGUGACAGGAAAUAAUGAGACUGAGAUUGCCAACUUUAAAGGAGAGAUGAUGAGAGAAUUCGAAAUGACUAAUUUGGACCUUAUUUAUUAUUUUCUUGGAAUUGAAUUCAAGAGAACUGAUGAGGGAGUGAUCAUGCAUCAAGGGAGGUAUGCAAGAGAUGUACUGAAGAAGUUCAGAAUGGUUGACUGCAAUUCUGUAGACACACCCACUGCCACUGGUGUGAACUUGGUGAAAGAUCCUAAUGAAGAAGAAGUAGAUGUAACUUUGUAUAGAAAAAUGGUGGGCUCACUGAGGUGUCUUUGUUGUACCAUACCUGACUUAUUGUAUGCUGUUGGCUUAAUUAGUAGAUAUAUGGAGAAUCCUAAACUUUCUCACUUCCGUGCUACCAAGAGAAUAAUGAGGUAUGUGAAAGGUACUCUCGAUUAUGGUAUUCUGUUUCCCAGUGCUGCCAAAAAAUGUAAUGUUCUGGGAUAUAGUGAUUCUGAUUGGUGUGGAGAUAAGAGUGAUAGGAAGAGCACAACAGGUUAUGUGUUCUUCUAUGGUGAUGCCCCAAUCUCGUGGAGCUCAAAGAAGGAACAAGUGGUGGCUCUCUCCUCAUGUGAGGCAGAAUACAUUGCAGCUGCUAUGACAGCGUGUCAAGCUCAAUGGCUUGAUAAUAUUUUUGGUGAACUGAAGAUGAAGGAAAAGGGUACUAUUACACUGAUGGUGGACAACAAAUCUGCCAUCAAUUUAGCUAAACAACCAGUUGCUCAUGGGAGGAGCAAACACAUUGAAACACGAUUUCAUUUCCUUAGAGAGCAAGUGACAAAAGGCAAGCUAAGCGUGAAGUAUUGUCCAACUAUUGUGGACAACAAAUCUGCCAUCAAUUUAGCUAAACACCCAGUUGCUUAUGGGAGGAGCAAACACAUUGAAACACGAUUUCAUUUCCUUAGAGAGCAAGUGACAAAAGGUAAGCUAAGCGUGAAGUAUUGUCCAACUAUUGUGCAAGUAGCAGACAUAUUCACCAAACCAUUGAAGAUUUAUCAGUUCAAAGAGUUAAGGAGCAGAUUAGGAGUGAUUGAAGUGCAGUGA
Messenger RNA from Glycine soja, 1176 nucleotides. RefSeq lists its product as uncharacterized. The record is from RefSeq and is a predicted model, not a curated record. Lineage: Eukaryota; Viridiplantae; Streptophyta; Magnoliopsida; Fabales; Fabaceae. The transcript has a single exon. The coding region runs from base 1 to 1176 and encodes 391 amino acids.